Molecule: messenger RNA, 6616 nt
Organism: Alosa alosa (allis shad)
Lineage: Eukaryota; Metazoa; Chordata; Actinopteri; Clupeiformes; Clupeidae
Product: tripartite motif-containing protein 16-like
Exons: 7
Coding region: 4322-6010 (562 amino acids)
Molecular function (GO): protein binding; zinc ion binding
Source: RefSeq, a predicted model, not a curated record
CCUCCCCUCCACAGUCUAAUAGCACAUUCUGGAAUACAUCUCCACCUCACCCUCCACAGUCUAAUAGCACAUUCUGGAAUACAUCUCCACCUCACCCUCCACAGUCUGAUAGCACAUUCUGGAAUACAUCUCCACCUCACCCUCCACAGUCUGAUAGCACAUUCUGGAAUACAUCUCCACACCGAAUGCCUCAUCAAGUGAUGCAUGCUGUCAAUUCUGUCAUGAUGAUACCCACAUUAUGAGUAUAUUUGGAAAGCCAUAUUUGAUCCCUGAUCAGCUUUAAUGUGAGUCCCACCUGUAACUCCUGCAUACAACUAUUGAGACAUCCUGAACAGAUCUUAAAGCCAGAGUUCUUAAAGAGUUCUUAUAACCUUUUAGUGUUCAAAGCAAUUUCACUCAGACCUUAGUGGUACAGCAAUAACUCCACAGAAAGACAGGUGACUUCAUCAUCUGGUUGUUUGUCAGUUAUUGACAUACCUGCAUACGUGUGUGUGGUAUAUGUGCAUGUUUGUGUGUGUGUGUGUGUGAGAGAGAGAGAGAGAAAGAGAGGGAGUAUUUAGUUAAACAGACUUGAAAUAAACAACAUAGUUCUCAUUCUCCCAUCAUAUCAGUCUAGCAAAAUGUGAAAAAACGUGUGAUGCGUAAUGAAUUUGAACUAGUGUGGUUUCUAUGGAAACAAUAGGUUCACCUCAGACCCAUAUCUCCCACUACCACCCACCCACCAACAAACACACAUAUACACACCCCAAACUGGUGUGUGUGUAGCUGGGAGGGGUGAUGUCCUAGGCUGUGUGUAUGUUUGUGUGUGUGUGUGUGUCAGAGAGAGAGAGAGAAGUUAGAAGAGGAGAAACGUGAGGGGUCACUCAAAGAACUCUCAUUCUUAUGCAAAUAACCCCAAAUGUAUGCAUGGCAGGAAUUGUAGCACCUCUUUAUAAACAAAAUAUGAUGUCAGAGCCUGUGGACCAGCAUAUGCACAAACAAGACAUAUGAUCCCACAGGAUUACUCUGUGUGUGUUUGUGUGUGUCUAUGUCCGUGUGUAUAUGUGUGGUGUGUGUGUGUGUGUGUGUAAGAGAGUUCAAUGUUUCAUGUCCUUCUGUUGCUCCCAUUACAUUGUAAAUACAUAUGGCACCAUUGUGUCAUUUAUACACACACACACACACACAUACUGUACAUACAUACACAUACAAGCAUACAUACAGUAUACAUACAUAAAUACAUUCAGAAUGUAUGCUGCAUAUGCAGACAUUAAAAUACACGCGUCCACUUGGUAUAUGGUAGAUGUUACAUUGUAGCAUAUAGCGGUUCUUUCUCUGAUGUGCUUAGAUUUAAUCUGUCUCCCACUUCCAUUCUCCGAGGGAAAUAGACCAGGGAAAGACUGGAUGAGUGGAAGUGAAAGAGAGCUAUAUGAGAGAGCAUGCAACUUUGUUUUCAUGAUUUGUAUUCAUCCAUCUUGAGUUUUGGACCUGUCAUUCUUACAAUGUAGCAGUUUCCUAUGGGGGAUCAUGUCAUCUGAGUUCUCUAACCCUGCCACCCCCCUCUACCAAACAGACAGUGGAAUGGUCCAUAGCUUGCUCAAAAGGCAGCCUCUGCAGUCAAGUCCAUAUUGAAGCAAAAAAAAAUGGGGGGGGGGGGGGCACUUCUGGCAAGUGGAUAUCAACAGGAACCACUGGAAAAUGAUGAUAUGAAAUGUGGCUGACACUAGUGGAGACAUAUAAUCCCAUAGAGUGGACUGAAGACAUCAUUAUCGCAAUAGCAUAUUAAUCAACCAUUAUGGAAUGCAAACUGCGCACAUGCACAGAAACAUGUUUUUAAUAUUAAUACAUAUACAGAAAUAUAUGAAAAAAUAUACAAAUAUAUAUUUACUUAGAAUGCUAUGCACUUGCUAAUGGGAUCCACCCCACCCUGUCCGGGGUUGUAGUCAUGUUAUGGAUGUACUGAUAGCAUCUUAGCAACCACCAGACUGCUGGGGAAUGCCUGCUGCCGUGGAAACGGACCCACGGCUUGUUAACCUCUUUCUCCUGUGUUUUUUUAUUGCUAUGGAGAUGGCAAUAUAUGGAAAAAAAUACAAUCCUUUCAGCACUGCUGUGAGGGACAUGUAUGACCCUGUACACCAGCUCAAACAUUUACAACAUUAAUAAAGAAAAUAAAUAUCCACAGAUAUAUCUGAGCAUUUAUCUGUGUCUGUUUGCGAGUAUGUCUGGUUGUGUGCAAGGCUUUCAGAAAAAAAGCAUCUCCCUCCUCAUAAAAAUCGUGAGGAUUUGCUGUAGUACCUUUAAAGGUUUACCUGACAGACCUUAAGGAAGCCUUUGUUUAGGCAGUAAACUUUGUUUUGUAAAGUGUGUACAGUAAUGUGUGUUUGUGUGAAUGCCCAUGUGUUGGUGCAUGUACUCCCCAGAUAACACAGUUUGUGUAUGAAUAUACACAAUACACAGCCGUUUUGUCCAUGUUAUACAACAUGUAAAUUCUAUGUACUGCAUGAAUAGAUGACAUCAGCAAAGGAGAAAUCAAAAAGGUUUAUUGUAAUUAUUAACACAAGACACCGACACAUACAGAUACUAAGUGAAGACAAUUUGCAGCUGUGCUUAACUCUCAGAAGAACGUUGGCACUCUGCUGAACAUGUGACAUUCCUCAGUAAGGCUUCAGUAUGGGAUGAUGUGUGGACGCCCUCCUCCUCCCUUCCAGUCUACUGGUCUUUGCUUUGACAUUACAAUGCCACUAGAGGGCAGCAGGCCUCACUGACCCUUCCCAGUCCAGCUGGACAUUUCUCUAUUCUCUGCCAUCAACACUGCAGGGACACCUCAUACCUUCUGCUCUCUCUCUUGCCCUCUCUCUCUCUAACUGUUUGUGUAUUUAUUGAUUAUUGUUAACACAUUGAAGCCAAUAUAUGUUGCACUUACUCUACAUGAGUUAUUAUGUCUUUAAAAAUCUGAAAUGAUUUAUAAAAAUGAAAUAUGAAUGGUUUUGUAUUUUUCCCCCCUCUCCAUGUCCCUGUGUCCCUCCCCCACCUUUCUCCCUCUGUCUGGACCCCCCACCUGCAUCAUUAAAACUCUUUGAUGGCUGACGGCUCUUCAUGGACUGUGUAGUGAAAGUGCUCUCUGUCCAACAGCUCAGUGCCAUAACAGGGCUCCAGCCUCAUUUAAACCCCAGAGGUGUCACUCAGGAGAAAGUGUGUGUGUAGUCAUUAGUUUGUAAAUGUGUAUUCCACUGUGUGUAGGCUAUGUGUGUGUGUGUGUGUGUUUGUGUGUGUGCGCGCCCGCGCGUGUCCAAUGUCCAAAGGUAGCACUGUGAUCUUGAAUACCUCCAGCUUCUUCAGUAAUUGUACUUAAUACAUGUUGUUGGUGUAUAUGUGUAUAGCAUAAUGCUUGGAUUAGUCCAGGCUUAGUGCAUCCAACAUUUUGUGCUUAAAUCCCCAUUACCUUUGUUUGAGAUAAUAAUACAUAUAACAUGGGGUUUUUAUCAGAGUCGCCAACCCAAAAGAAGACACAGUUGUGUAUUGUACGGAGAUGUGAGACCGCCGGGCGGGGCAGAAAGGCAGGCUUGACAGCAUCGGAUACAUGUUCUACCCGAGCGACCUCCUGGCAUUCGACAUAAAAGUUAAUGGAGCGAAACAUGUUGAUUGAACCCGGCCAUAGCGUAUACGUCAGGAUGUAGACGCACUGCACCAGGUCACCUCAAGAAACGUGCACUGUAAUUCGCGUACAGCUUUUAUGUCCUAUUAUUACUGUUUGAAAAUGAUGGAGAGGCUACAGCUAUGUGAUUGUCAUCGAUUGCAUCGUAUGACGGAAUUGAGACGGUUAAGGGAUUUGUUUAUCCCUUGUCCUUCCCAGCGGGAGCGCGCUGGGCGGGGUCCGUGUGUCCGUGCCGCUGUCACUGCAUGGUCUAGUGAUCCCUGCAAGUCAUCAGUUUUCCGCCGGCGCGAACGAUAAGCGCCUGAUAACAUCAACGGACAAGUGGCGAAUCAACACUGCCUUCGCGUCCACAGCUGUAUCUCCCUGUUCUACAAGGAAGCGGUAUGUAAUUAAGCGUGUUAACUUUAUGAGGAAACAGUCGACUACAGCUGACUUACAAGCGACACUGCACAGCCUAUGGAGCUUCUGUUGUGGUGUGUGAUGGACAGGCAGACUGACAUGCGCAUCCAGCCUGAAGCAUUUAGGUUCUGUCACUGGUUGAGAGAUGGAAUUUGAUGGAUGCGAGUACCUUCUAUAGGCUACAUCGUCUACGUAGCCCACUACCUACGUAGCCCACCAACAUACAGACAUCCUUUCUCUGUCCUCCUGUCCUCUCUGUUUGAGUGACUGUCCCUGCAUUCCACCAAAGAGAUGGCGGAGGCCUUGAUAGCUGUGGCUCAGGACCAGUUUAGCUGUCCAGUGUGUUUGGACCUGCUGCGGGACCCUGUGACGCUCCCCUGCGGCCACAGCUACUGCACCGGCUGCAUCAAGGGCUGCUGGGACCAGGAGGACCAGCGAGGCAUCUACAGCUGCCCCCAGUGCCGGCAGACGUUCUCCCCUCGGCCAGUGCUCGGCCGCAACGCUAUGCUGGCCGAGGUGGUGGAGAAGCUAAAGCACACGGGCGAGCAGGCCUUGGGCCCUGCGGCGCUGACCGUAGCCGGACCGGGCGACGUGGAGUGCGGCGUGUGCUCCGGCAACAAGCUGAAGGCAGUCAAGUCGUGCCUGGUAUGCCUGGACUCCUACUGCCAGAGCCACUUCAGCUGCCACGAGGAGCUGCACGCAGUCAAGAGGCACCAGCUGGUGGACGCCUGCGCCCAGCUGCACGAGAAGAUCUGCCACGCACACGACAAGCUGCUGGAGGUGUUCUGCCGCACGGACCAGCAGGUCAUCUGCCUGCAGUGUGUCAUGGACAAGCACAGUGGACACAAGACUGUGUCGGCCGCCACCGAGAGAGCUGAGAAACAGAAGCAACUUGGGAAGAAGCAGCAGAAGUCCAGACAUCACAUCAAGGAGCGGGAGGAGAAGGCGGCCGAAUUGAGAGAUGCCAUGAGCUCUCUUAAAUCCUCCACGGGUACAGCGCUCAGCUUCAGCGAGCGCAUCUUCAGCGAGCUGCUGGUGUCCAUUGAGAAGCGGCGCUCCAAGCUGGAGGAGGUGAUCCUGGCCCAGGAGCGUGCCGAGCUGCAGCGGGCUGCCAGCUUCCUGGAGCGGCUGGAGCAGGAGAUCUCCGCACUGCGCCAGCGAGAAGCUGAGCUGGAGCAGCUCUCGCACACCGAGGACCACGUCCAGUUCCUCCAGAGAUUCCAGUCUCUGCGCAGCUGUCCAGUACUUGAGGAAUUACCCAGCACAACUAUCAGUUCUAUGUUGCCUGUUCAGGACCUUUUAAGGGCUGCCAAUGAUGUGAAAAUGAGGACCGAAGAUCUGCUGAAUAAGCAAAUAGACAAGAUAUCUCUCUAUGAGCCUCAGAUUGCACCAGCUGCUGAGCCAAAGACCAGAGACGAGUUCUUACAAUAUUUCUGUCAACUGACACUGGAUCCCAAUACUGCUUUCAAGCGUCUGAACCUGACUGAGGGGAACCUAGAGGCCAUAUCCACCAACCAGGACCAGGCUCUGCCUGAUCACCCUGAGCGCUUCAACCACAGGCCGCAGGUGCUGUGCCGCGAGGCCCUGAGCACUAAGUCCUACUGGGAGUUUGAGUGGAUGGGGAAGUGUGGCGUGGAGGCUGUGGUGUCCUACAAGGGCAUCAGCAGGAAAGGCCUGGGCAACGAGUGUCUGUUCGGCUUCAACGACCAGUCCUGGUGCUUCAUCUGCGCGCCGGCCAGGCACAUCUUUUGGCACGACUCGGUGAAAGCCGAGCUGCCGGGGCCGGGCUCCACGAGGGUGGGCGUGUAUCUGGACCCACCAGCAGGACUGCUAGCCUUCUACCGCGUCACCGACCCCACAACCUCUGACCCCACAAUGACCCUCCUCCACAGGGUCCACACCACCUUCACCCAGCCUCUCUACCCUGGCUUUGGGUUUGGGCUGGGGGCCAGCGUCAGGGUUUGCUGUCUGAAGGACUGAACAAGACUCUGGAUGCUCUCACAAAUUCCCCUCCAGCAAGCCAUUUCUCAUGUUUAUUCUGCCAAAAAAGCACAGAAGACUGUUGAAGGUUGUGGAGAUAUUUAGAUUACUGUAUAUAAUUAUACAAACAAGUAAAACAUUUCUUCAAGCUGUGAAUGGUGGGGGUUCGGAAAGAGUGCAAACCAUUUGCUGCAAUAGUUCUGAAACUCUUCGGCAAGGGGUUUAAAACACCAACCAGUUAUACUAUUUUAGGAUGACCAAAGACUCUGUUGGUUGGCUCUAGCACAUAUGGAAAGCUGUCUCAAUGGGAACUCGGUGGUUUUCACGAAACUGCACAAUAGCAUAAAGUAAACCAAAAUUAAACCUGCACUAAAUCUGAACUUUCCCCCAGUACCUGCUGUUCCAGUCUUCUCUGGUUGCCCUUUGAUUUGCUGCUCCGGCUGAUGGAACCGCUUUAAGAUCCUCGUGUCCUCAUCAGCUGUAAAAUGCCUUACCUGUCUCUGGUGCCAUGUGUCAUUUGUCAUGUCAUGUCUAAUAACUAUUUAUCCUAACUCACCAGCAUUCUGUCACAAACAUUUGAUGCCAAUUAAAAACUGCAAUAUUUGA